CAUAGAAUUCAGAUUGGUCUUUAUUCCAAAUAGAAUUCAGAUUGGUCUAUGCAGUGUGGAUUCUUUGCUCUCAGUUUCCAAAGCCGUAUCUGCUAGUUUAGUAUUACUUUUGGAGGCUCAAAAGGUGGUUUGAACUUUUGAGGCCACCAACUGGUCCACGCUUUGACUGGUGGCUGCUGCUGUUUUGGGUCAAAGUAGAGCUGGCAAUAAUGAUCUGCCUAAGGCACCCAGCUCAGUUUCGAUGAUUUCAAUUCUUCUAUUAUUUACAGCUUUAGUAGGUCUUGAAUUUUGAGGGUUUUGGAUAUUUGGAUUGCUUUUUGAAGGGUUUGAGAGUUGUGGGUACUUUUUUGCUGUUUGUGGUUUGUCAAGUUGUCAGAUUCAAAUUUUAGUGGGAUUCAGGGAACUCAGCUCAUGUUUCUUGUGCAUUCAAGAAUUUGGGAAUUGGGGAUUGUUACUGAGGUUUUCAGAGUUGCGGUUUUGGUGGGUUUCUGUUGUUGAGGGCUGUGCAUAAGGUGAAAUGGGAAGUAAUGGCGUAGACCAUCCGUUGAAAUUAUCCGAAGAUGAAAGUGUUAGCAGCCCAGGACAGAGUUCUUUUCGGAAGGCAAAGACUAAGAGGAUUAAUUCGGGAGGGCGUUCUUCGGUUCUGGAGAUUUUUCAGUCAAAAGAGUUUGAUGAUGGUUCUUCACCUCGGACAGGUUUGGACCACUGGAUCACUGCACCUAUUGGCACUCCCAAGAAUUUGUUAAUUGAUGAGCAUGAGAUUAAAUUCGCUAGAUCGUUGACGGAGAGGAGGGAAAGUCGCAGGCAUGAUCUAAUGCUGGAUAGACUGUCUGAACGUGACAAGAAAAAAUUAAUUGUUGAGAUGGUCAAGAUACAAAAUGAUGGAACAGUAGAAGUUGAUUUAGAGAGAAGUGCACCUGUUGCAUCUGAAUUGUUAGAGCUUCAUUCUGUUGAAGAUGUGCCCAUCAGUCUAGAUGAUACGACUUCCAGUAUAACAAAAUCAAUUCCAAGAUUGAAAAUUGCCAUGCUUGUGGUUGGAACAAGAGGAGAUGUACAGCCUUUUCUAGCUAUGGCGAAGAGAUUUCAGGAAUUUGGUCACCGUGUUAGGUUGGCGACUCAUGCUAACUUCAGCACUUUUGUUAAGUCAGCUGGUGUAGAAUUUUAUCCGUUGGGUGGUGAUCCUCGUGUUUUGGCAGGAUAUAUGGCCAGAAAUAAAGGUCUCAUUCCAUCUGGACCAGGAGAAAUAUCUAUACAAAGAAAGGAACUAAAGGCAAUUAUUGAAUCUCUUCUGCCGGCUUGCACAGAGCCAGAUAUAGAAACUGGAUUACCUUUUAAGGCACAGGCAAUUAUUGCGAAUCCUCCUGCUUACGGACAUGCACAUGUUGCUGAAGCUCUUGGAGUACCCCUUCACAUUUUCUUCACAAUGCCAUGGACGCCUACUUAUGAAUUCCCUCACCCACUGGCACGGGUGCCUCAGAGUGCUGGUUAUUGGCUUUCAUAUAUCGUUGUGGAUUUACUGAUAUGGUGGGGUAUUAGGAGUUAUAUAAAUGACUUCAGGAAAAAAAAGUUGAAGCUUGCUCCUAUUGCAUACUUCAGCACAUACCAUGGCUCAAUAUCUCAUUUGCCAACAGGGUAUAUGUGGAGUCCUCAUGUUGUACCAAAACCAAGUGAUUGGGGAUCUUUAGUGGAUGUUGUCGGUUAUUGUUUCUUAAACCAUGGGUCCAAGUAUCAACCUCAAGACGAGUUUGUUCAGUGGAUUCAGAAAGGGCCAAAACCUAUCUAUAUUGGAUUUGGAAGCAUGCCCCUUGAGGAUCCCAAGAAAACUACUGAUAUUAUAUUGGAGGCGUUGAAAGACACUGGACAGAGAGGAAUAAUUGAUAGAGGUUGGGGAGACCUAGGGAAUUUAACAGAAGCAUCCGACAAUGUUUUCCAAUUGGAGGACUGCCCUCAUGAUUGGCUGUUUCCUCAAUGUUCAGCAGUGGUUCAUCAUGGCGGUGCUGGAACUACAGCUACCGGAUUAAGAGCUGGGUGUCCAACAACCAUAGUACCAUUCUUUGGAGAUCAGUUCUUCUGGGGUGAUAGGAUACAUGCGAAAGGACUGGGACCUGCACCAAUACCUAUAUCCCAGCUCGACGUUGAGAGUCUUUCAAAUGCUAUUAGAUUCAUGCUGGAGCCAGAGGUUAAAUCUCGAGCACUAGAAAUAGCAAAGUUGAUAGAGAAUGAAGACGGUGUUGCAGCUGCAGUUGAUGCAUUUCACCGGCAAUUACCUCCUGAGCUACCAUUACCAACUGCAUCUUCAGAAGAAGAUGAACCUGUAAACCCCUUGCAGUGGCUCUUUCUUCAAGUUGAAAAAUGGUGCUGCCUGCCAUGUGGUUCGUAAGAUUUGUGCUGUAUCAUGUACUAGUGUAUAGGUUUUUUUUUUUUUUUCAAUAUUAUUUUUAGUCAUAUCAUAUUCAUAUUUUUUUUUCAAUAUUAUUUUUAUAGUCGUAUCAUAUUCAUCUUGCAUUUCAUUCGUUCCAUUCUUGGCUUCCCAGUGUGGGUUUGAUUAAUAAUAUUGUUUAGAGCUACCGUAGAUUUCUGACAGCUUGUGUGAGAGUUUUAGGUUUCUUGUACUUCAUUUUCGGUUUGAAAAGCUGAUCUGUAGUGAGAAACUAUGCGGAACUUAGCCAAAUUAUAUUAAAUUAAUUUUUGGUCCCUUCUUUCUCA
Fragaria vesca subsp. vesca is the source of this 2706-nucleotide messenger RNA. Its product is annotated as sterol 3-beta-glucosyltransferase-like. Lineage: Eukaryota; Viridiplantae; Streptophyta; Magnoliopsida; Rosales; Rosaceae. Gene Ontology annotation, molecular function: UDP-glycosyltransferase activity; hexosyltransferase activity. The record is from RefSeq and is a predicted model, not a curated record. The coding region runs from base 518 to 2380 and encodes 620 amino acids. The transcript is spliced from 15 exons. Gene Ontology annotation, biological process: carbohydrate metabolic process.